Messenger RNA from Myripristis murdjan (pinecone soldierfish), 1938 nucleotides. RefSeq names its product toll-like receptor 5. Gene Ontology annotation, molecular function: protein binding. Gene Ontology annotation, cellular component: extracellular matrix. The record is from RefSeq and is a predicted model, not a curated record. The coding region runs from base 1 to 1938 and encodes 645 amino acids. Lineage: Eukaryota; Metazoa; Chordata; Actinopteri; Holocentriformes; Holocentridae. The transcript is spliced from 2 exons.
AUGAAGUGGGUACCGGCUCUUCAGCUGGUUGCCAUUGGUUUUUACCUACAGGUGCCUGGGUGCUAUCCAUCGUGCCUUAUAGUGGGCUCUACAGCGAGAUGCAGCUCCCAGAGGCUCCGUCGGAUCCCCGCUCUGCCGCCCCACAUCACCCACCUAUACCUGGAGAUGAAUCACAUCAGGGAAAUCCAUGACACCUCUCUGACAGGACUUGAGCAGCUGCAGGAACUGGACCUUGGAAUGCAGUAUGUGCCGCUCGUGAUCAGGAAUAACGCCUUCAGCAAACAAAGAAACCUAACCAAGCUUGUGCUCAGCUUCAAUGUCGGUCUUCAGCUGGAGCCAGAUGCAUUUGUAGGAUUGUCUAAUUUACAAGCACUACACUUGGAUUACUGCUCACUGCAGGAUUCCAUAUUGGAAGAUAGCUAUCUGCAGCCGCUGUCCUCCUUAGAGACACUUAACCUCUUUGGCAACCAGAUGAAGAGACUUCGGCCUGCGCCUUUCUUUUCAAACCUGACUAAUUUCAGAGAGUUGAACCUGAAGCUCAACCAAAUUGACAUGAUAUGUGAAGCAGAACUCAUUGGUUUCCAGGGCAAACACUUUCACCGCCUGAACUUGGACUCCAUCCGCUUAAAGAGCAUGUUUAGUGAAGGUUUUAAUUGGGAAAAAUGUGGGAAUCCUUUCCGAGCAAUGACCUUUCAGAAGCUUGACUUGUCCCACAAUGGAUUCAGUGUGGGCAGAUCAAGACAGUUUUUCAGAGCCAUUGAAGGGACUAAGAUUGCUAAUCUUAAACUGUCUGGGCCCCUGGGUAAAGGAUUUUCACACAACAACCUCCUUGAUCCAGACCACAGCACAUUUGAAGGCCUCAAGUAUAGCUCAAUCUACAGUUUAGAUCUGUCCAAAAACUAUAUAUUUGCUUUGCAACAGCGGGUGUUCAGUCCACUGAGAGAAACAGCAAUCAUUGAUGUUUCCCAAAACAAAGUCAAUCAGAUACACAGAAAUGCCUUUGACGGUCUUCAGGAACAUUUAAAAGUACUAAACCUGUCACACAACCUUCUGGGGGAAAUCUACUCUCACACAUUUGCUGCUCUGACAAACCUUAAAGUGUUAGACUUGUCUCACAACCAUAUCGGUGCAUUGGGAUACAGAUCAUUCAGCGGGCUUCCUAAUCUAAGAAUGUUACAGCUGACAGGAAACUCUUUGCGAGAGCUGGGUUUCCCUGCAUCAUUGCCAAGCUUACAUUAUCUCUUUUUGAAUGACAAUAGGUUAAGAUCAUCAUCAGUGGGUAGUCUCAUACAGUUUGCCAGCAACAGUACCUAUCUGAACAUUGAAGACAACAGAUUAACAAAUUUGGAAGAUGUUUACAACAUAUUAACUCAGCUAAAGCACCUCCAGCAUCUCUCCUAUGGGGGGAACUUGAUCAAGUGGUGCACCCUUAAUAGACACACUUCAAUAGCUCAUUCAAACAAUUUGCAAACUCUGGAUCUUCACAGCAGUUUCCUGCAGACUAUCUGGGCUCAGGGGAAAUGCCUAAAUCUGUUUGAUAAUCUUGAGAAUCUAGUAGGUCUUAAUUUGAGCUUUAACUCACUGCAGUCUCUGCCUCAGGGGAUUUUCAAGGGUCUCUCCUCAGUAGAGCUUAUUGACCUCUCCUCCAAUGCUCUGACUUAUCUUCAGCCAGAUAUCUUCCCCAGAAGCCUGAAAAGACUCAACCUCUCAAACAACUUCAUAGCUUCCCCUAACCCCACCUCCUUCCGUUCUCUCAGCUUCAUCGACCUGGCUAUGAAUCGCUUCCACUGCAAUCCCAACCUGAAGAGUUUCCUAACAUGGCUGAAUGAGACCAAUGUAACAUUUCUGAGCCCUGUUGAGGAGCUCCGAUGUGAAUUUCCCUCUGAUCUCCUUAAUGUUCCACUGUUGGAUUAUUCUGUUCAGCUCCUACAGAAAUAA